ACUUUUAUUCCCCAAUCAAAAAUUCCUUUGUACAGAAAAAUAUAUUUAUUAGCUUUGCGUGUGACUCUGCGACCUUUCUCUCUCUUUUCAAUAUUUCAACAUGGAUCAUCAAAUCAAGAACACCACACAAUGAAGAACAGCAACAACAAUAACAGUUCAUCAGAUUCGAUUCAGAACCAUCAUCAUCAUCAUCAUCCAUGGAAGCCAAAACCAACCACUCUUUUACUUUUCCUAUCUCUCCUCACCAUCUCUCUCGUUCUUCUCCAUCUCUCUCAAAACAAAAUCAUACUCAUCACUAGCGCAACGACCACCUCCAUCUCCAUACCUUCCGGAGACGACACGUGUCUCGGCCGCUACGUAUACAUCCACAAGCUACCGUCUCGGUUCAAUCUUGAAAUCCUUCAAGAUUGCGAUUCUAUUACAAGACCAAAGGACAAAAUCAGUAUGUGUGAGUUUUUCAAGAACUCAGGAUUCGGAACUCUGAUCGGUUCUGACUACACUCCGAGCUGGUACGCGACUAACCAGUUCAUGCUUGAAGUGAUAUUCCACGAGAAGAUGAAGAGAUACGAGUGCUUGACGAGUAACUCUUCGCUUGCUUCGGCUGUUUAUGUACCUUACUAUGCUGGUCUCGAUUUCCGGCGGAAAUUACGGCGGCGUAACGUAGCUGCGAGAGACGCCGCCGGGAAGGAACUUGUUAAUUGGCUCAAGAAGCAACCUCAGUGGAAAGGUAUGUUAGGUAAAGACCAUUUCCUCGUAACCGGUCGGAUAUCACGAGAUUUUAGACGAAACUCCGACAAGAACUCCGACUGGGGAACCAACUUAAUGCUCUUACCAGAUUCACAAAACCUCACUUUCCUCACCAUUGAACGGAGUCUAACGAGCCACAACGAGUUCGCGAUCCCUUAUCCGACUUACUUUCACCCAACGUCAACCUCCGAGAUCAUACGGUGGCAAGACAAGAUCAAAGUCACUAACCGGACGGUCCUCUUCUCAUUCGCUGGAGCUCAAAGACCGAGCAGAAACCAAAACGGUUUGGUUCGUACUGAAGUCAUAAAACAAUGCAAGAGUUCGUCUAAAACGUGUAGGUUUCUUGACUGUGACGUUAAAGCCAAUAGCUGCAAUGAUCCUAUCACUCUGAUGAAACUUUUCGAAGGCUCGGUGUUUUGCUUACAGCCACCGGGUGAUUCGUUAACCAGAAGAUCGGUGUUUGAUUCGAUUUUGGCUGGUUGUAUUCCGGUUUACUUUAACCAAGGAAGCGCAUACAAGCAAUACGUAUGGCACAUACCUAUGAACAACAGCGAAUAUUCGGUUUAUAUACCGGUUAAGGAGCUGAGAAACGGGGGAAAGAACAAAAUCGAAGAGAUUUUGCGUGGAAUACCAAAUGAGAGAUUGGUUGGUCUGAGAGAAAACGUAAUAAGGUUGAUUCCGAAGAUUGUGUACAGUGAACCAAACCGGAAUAAACCGGGUGGAGAGGUUUUUGAAGAUGCUUUUGAUAUUGCUUUAAAAGGAGUGUUAGAGAGAAUAGAAAGGAUAAGGAGAAGAAAUUUCAAGACUGAUGAUGAUGAGGAACAAAUUUUGUAAUCAGACAUUACAAAUUCAUUUGUUAUUGUAUUCAAUUUUUUUAUCAGUUGUUUACGUAAAAUUAAAUUAGUGUAAUUAAUAACAAAUAAUUUUUUUU
Molecule: messenger RNA, 1678 nt
Organism: Capsella rubella
Lineage: Eukaryota; Viridiplantae; Streptophyta; Magnoliopsida; Brassicales; Brassicaceae
Product: probable xyloglucan galactosyltransferase GT15
Molecular function (GO): glycosyltransferase activity
Source: RefSeq, a predicted model, not a curated record